CUGCUGUGAACGCCUGCGAGAUAACGCCCCAAGCUUGUUGGUGGAUCACUUCGAACCAUCGAUUCCUACCGGACACACCGUCAAUCGCUACAUCGCGGAACCGGCACCGAGUGCCGAUCAGCAAACUCCCAGGCAGCCACGCGAUAGCGCAACCAGCGUGCGCCCCCAAUUCACUUCUGGGUUGGCAAGAGCAUAGGCAUGCAGUAGAACAGGCGGACUCUUGAUACUAGUAGACCCCCCGGACUCGUCCACACAUGCGCGACUGAAGCAAUGAUCCACGGUCGACGAGCCUCAUGAGCUCAGAUUCGGGAGAGAGCCAGGCGAGCGCUCACCAUGACGAUGCCGACGAGGUAGACCUUGGUACACCGCCCGCGGCUCUGCCUCUGGGGGCCGGUGAAGCGGUGGGGGACAAUGAGAAUGCGCCGUCCAGCCAGGGGGAGGACAUCGCAAGUGGGGGCAACGAGAUGACUUUUGCUACCAGGAGAAGGAGCGAAGGGGAACAGGAGGAUGACGACUCUGCAUCCGACCUCCCAAUGCGACAGGCGUUGCAGCGCCCACAGAGCCCCGAGUCCACCUCUACUCCGGACGAUACCCCGUCGAUCCAGGGCUCCAUGCUUUCUUCUCCCAGCAGCAGUGUCCCCGCGUCGCACAGCUCUCUGCGACCCCAUCGUCCGACCUCUCUGCAGCCUUUCGAGCGCCGCUUUUCCGCACGACUAUCACCGUCGCCAUCGGCCUCUCCACGCGCCGUGUCUAGUCCCGUCUUUCUCUCGGCACACUCGCGACAAUCAUCGGUAUCCAGCAAUUUCCUCUUUCAGCCGCAAGCAGACGGAGCGAACACGCCCCAGUCCCCGUGGGAGGUUGUGCGCUGGACCAAGCUGAAGAAGAUCACAGGCCAAGUCUUCUCCGAGGUAGGAAAGCGCAACUUUGGUCGCCCCACAUGUUUGGCAGUCGCCGCCUCCCUCGUCAUUGGGACGUCCAAGGGCUACAUCCUCGUCUUCGACUAUCAACAAGUGCUCAAAUCGAUAAUAGGACCAGGGACGAAAGCCAUCGAGUGCGGCCCUGUGACAGCGUUGGCCAUAUCUGCCGAUCAUUCAACGGUAGCUGGAGGACAUGCCACAGGGCACAUCUUCACAUGGGAGUUGAACAGACCUGCCAAACCUUUUUUGCACAUACCUCCUCUAGACCGGAACACUCUCGAUGAAAGGAAGUCAGAUGGUCACAUCUCCGGCGUUGCUAUCCUCCACAUCGGUUUCCUCGGUACUCGGCAUACAGCACUCGUUUCCGCUGACGAUGCUGGCAUGUCGUUCUCCCACCUGGCGACGCGAGGUCUAGGCGCGAUUGCGAGGACAGUGAAGAUCACGCGUGUCCUUGGCAGGUACCCAGUAUCCGACAAGUCAGCGGAAAGGCCUCGGAAACCUAGCUCCGUGCUUGCCUUCUCUCCUCUUCCGCUUGGAAACGUGGAACAACCAACAGAUACCAUGGGCUUGACCGCGCUUUUGACUCCAUACCUGCUGGUCAUCGUAUCCACCACCCCCAUUGCCCAAACGCAGCACAAGGCGUCCAGACCAAAAGAAAUUGAGCCGCAUAGUGCGCUGAGCGGAUGUCUGGCAUGGUUUCCUGCCGUGAAGCUUAAGAAUCCUUCCAAUGACCCAAACAAAGCCGUGUCGAAAACCAAACUCGUCUAUUGUUGGUCAAACAUUCUGACGGUGCUGGAAGUGGACUGUGUCGUGGCUGCGCCCAACGAGAGAGAGAAGCCGACCGAACUCACAUUCAGACCGCGCAGCAGGUGGAAAAGUGAGGAAGCGAUUGUUGCAGUUCAAUGGCUGAGCAGAUCCGUACUUGGUGUACUUACAAUAAGUCAACGCCUCAUCAUCUUAGAGGACCAUACUCUACGGCCGACCGACUCUUUUGACCUCCUACAAAAGCAGAUAUAUCACUCAGAUUUGUUCUCGCGGCAGCUUCGCCCGGUCAUUGAGCAGUUGGACGAAUCAGACACAUCCUUACACGGUGUAGUUGCGGAUGCUUUCUACAUGAGCUUUCGUGCAUACAAGGGUCGAUUGUUUCUUUUGGGAGUAAACGAUGUGUCCAUCGGCACUUUGUCAAACUGGGCCGACAGAUUGAUGGCACUCAUGGAAGAUGGUGAUUUCAUCGCUGCAAUUGGCCUUGCGACUUCCUAUUAUGUAGGCGACGCAGACAAGUUGACCGUGGGAUUACCAGAAGAUGAUAAAGCACGCCAUGCCCUGGUACAAGAAAAGCUACUGGAAAUGAUUUCGGCAUCACUCAAGUACACUUUUGCUCGGGAUGGCCGAGACACCAAGUCAAACGACAAGUCGGAGAAAGACCUCGCAGAAGAGCACGAUUUCAUGUUCGAAGAAGUAUACGAUGCUUUCGAGGAAGCUUCUGCCGAAAGCAUCUUCUUUGAAACACUGGAACCCUAUAUUCUAGACGAAGAGAUCACCGAUGUGCCGCCGAACAUACUCAAAGAUCUCAUCACGUUCUACGCAUCGGCUGGUCGCGCGACGCGCUUAGAGGAGAUGAUAUGCCGAUUGAGUACGGAUACAAUGGACAUCAACCAGGUCACUACUCUGUGUCAGCAAUAUAAUCUUUACGACGCUCUGAUCCACGUUUGGACGCAAGCGAUUGGCGACUUCAUCACACCUCUUGUCAACAUCCUAUCGCUCAUUAAGAUCAUAGAUUUCAGCAUCUUCCCAUACUUGGCAUAUACCUUUACUGGUCGUGCCUAUAGUGCGAAGAAAGACAUGUAUAGGUUCCUUUUCUCUGGAAAGAAUCUUGCUUGGCCACCUGGCUCCGGGGACAUAGUCUUGACAAGGACCGACAAAGGACCUGAGCCGCCAUUCCCAUAUUUGCAGCUGAUUCUAGAGUUCGACGCAUCCAGCUUCAUGAGCAUGCUCAACGAGGCUUUCGAAGACAGCUUUUUGAAUGGAGAGCAGGACGGAAUAAAUGGAACCCAGAUCAACGGGGCCAAGCAUAGCACAGUUCCCACCCCUACACGACAGUACAUUAUCAACAUCCUGCUUGGAAUCAUGACACCAGAGAGUUUCGAUCCGGAGGACAUUGCCUACUUUUACAUGUUCCAUAUGAUGCUUCCUGGUACAUCCCUGCACCAGAUUCUGUUAGGCCUCUGCAACUACCCGACGGAGAUCAUCAAAGAAGACUGCCAGCUUUCUGCUGAGUACCUUCUUUCCAUCUAUCACCCUCCAAACCUUCAGUCGCUCGUACCGCUCUUUGAAAAAGCUGGGUUUCACCGCGUUCUCAAAACCGUCUAUCUUGGCUCACAGCAGUACGCAAAGCUGCUCAACACCUAUCUGGACGAUACCGAGGACAAUGAAGCUGUCUUCGGCUGCAUAGCAGACUGUCUGCGGCCGAGCAAAGGCCUCACGAAGAAGCAAGUCGGCGAAGUCAAGAGCGUAAUUGUCUCUCGCGCCAAGGACGUUGUGAGGAUCGAUCCCGCUCAUCUGCUGAAGCCCGUACUCGAUGCCCUUGAAGAAGAAUCGGAUGCACAAUACCAAUACCUGAACGCUCUUAUUGAGCCAACAGACCCUACCACUGGUGAAUCGCGUACGAUUAGCGAAGAUCUCCCAUUGGGCUUCAUCGAGCAAUACGUUCAGCUUAUGUGCAACGUGCUCAAGUCUGGAGACUUGAGACUUGGCCCAGUUCUCCCUGCACUUGAGAAAAGUGGCGUUGUUGACGCGGCUGUCGUUCUCAUGGCUCGCGAUGGCCUCGUCAGAGACGCCAUGGAGCGCCUGGUGAGACAUGUCGCGUCAGAGACGCCAGAUGUGGCUAACACUGAAGAAGCGGUACACGACCUGCUUGAAGACAUCCAAAAAUAUGUUAAGGUCGGCAUCUGGCUGUGUCAAGGGCAGACCCGAUCCACAGACCGGAUGUCUCACAGUCUCAUUGACAGGCGAAAGUCGGCCUAUGGUGAGCUCCUUUGGUUAAAUCUUGUCGACGCAGUUGUCAGGUUGAUUCAAAACAUUUCUGCCGCGACCACCGACCUCCAAGCUGCUCUAGCAUCCUCAAUAACGACGACCCUGCGCUCCUCCGUUCAACAAACCUUCUCCGCAUUAUUGGCCUCUACUACCGUACCCGCGAAACGACAAACACAAUCAACGUCCCAAUCACAUCCAAGCAGGCCCCCUCUCACGACCCGCCGCUCCCAGCCCCAGUCCAACCCAUCCUUCCUCCGCAUCCUACGCACCUUCCUCACUCGAGCGUCCACCACUUCGCCUUCACUAUCACAUCUCCGCUCCGUCCUUGCGGAAAUCUUCUCAGCCUACACAUUCGAAGAAACAAUCCUCAGCCUUGCAAACCGCUUCCUUGACAAAGAAGGCUUCGAGCACGUUCGCGAGAUCAACGAACUACGUCAGCGCGGAUGGCGCCCGCGCAGACAGGUGUGCGAGGGGUGUCGUAAGCGUGCAUGGGGUCCCGGUGCUGGAGGCACGAUUUGGGACGCGUGGGAGCGGAGCGAGAAUGAUAGGCUAUUGAGGCGAAUUGAGAGUGUGGCCGAGGAGAACGGGGCGAAGGGGAAAGGGAAGAGCGCAAGGGUUGAUGUUGACGAGGGAGGGAUCGGUGCUGGGGGGAGUGGUGCUCUGGUGGUGUUUGCAUGUAGGCAUGUGUGGCAUAGAGGGUGGGAUCAGUGGAAAGCUCAUGUUGUGCACGGGCCUCGUAUGAAAGCACUGCGCCGGCGCGUCGCUUUUGCGUAUCCUUUGUGGAGACACCGGGGAUCUUGA
This is a messenger RNA of Paraphaeosphaeria sporulosa, 4751 nucleotides long. RefSeq lists its product as uncharacterized. NCBI's taxonomy places the organism in Eukaryota, Fungi, Ascomycota, Dothideomycetes, Pleosporales, Didymosphaeriaceae. Gene Ontology annotation, biological process: protein targeting to vacuole; endosomal vesicle fusion. The transcript is spliced from 11 exons. The record is from RefSeq and is a predicted model, not a curated record. Gene Ontology annotation, cellular component: HOPS complex; late endosome. The coding region runs from base 294 to 4751 and encodes 1485 amino acids. Gene Ontology annotation, molecular function: protein binding.